Thunnus maccoyii (southern bluefin tuna) is the source of this 2984-nucleotide messenger RNA. RefSeq names its product RanBP-type and C3HC4-type zinc finger containing 1 (gene rbck1). NCBI's taxonomy places the organism in Eukaryota, Metazoa, Chordata, Actinopteri, Scombriformes, Scombridae. Gene Ontology annotation, biological process: protein linear polyubiquitination; positive regulation of canonical NF-kappaB signal transduction; proteasome-mediated ubiquitin-dependent protein catabolic process. Bases 313 to 1890 code for a protein of 525 amino acids. Gene Ontology annotation, molecular function: ubiquitin-protein transferase activity; ubiquitin binding. Gene Ontology annotation, cellular component: LUBAC complex. The transcript is spliced from 13 exons. The record is from RefSeq and is a predicted model, not a curated record.
CACUUUCGCUUCUAGCUGCCAGCUGCUGAGGAGUGGGCGCUGGAUUCCGCGGUUGUAGAAGAAAUCAAGCAGUCAAGGCUUUUUUUUUCCUCCUCCAACUGGAUUUACAUACACGUAACUUAUUCGGCUCUGAGCGCUUUCAACACGCGGGUGACCCACGCUCCACUCUGCACCUGAACGCGUCAAGCGCAGACACACAGACGGAGCACUCGCUGAGUCGCUGUUGCUGCUGCUCUGCUGAGUCGACGUGAGGAAGUGUGUGUUGAAUGCGGACAGAACCGAAAUAACAACACGACCUGAAGAGGUGUAAUCAUGGCCUCUGAAGUUGCCCCGAAAGUGAAUCUAGAAAUCGCAGAGGAACUGGCUCUGUCUCUUAGUGAAGCCCUCAGCACCGGGGAUGGACAGGAAGCCACAAGACUCUGUCAGAAAUUGUCAGAACUCUCCGUCCCAGUGUCUGUCAGCAUCAACAGUCAGGUCUAUCCUCAGGACUCCAUAAGGUUGAAGGUGGGAGUGGAGGAUGCUCAGUCAGAGGACUACGUCCCAGUGACUGUUGUGGUUUCUACUAGCAUGACAAUUGCACAACUUAAAGACAAGAUCAGCAAUGACUUUGGGUUCCACCCCACCCUGCAGCGUUGGGUGAUUGGGAAGCGGCUGGCGCAGGACAGGGAGACGUUGUACAGUCACGGUAUUCGUCAGAAUGGAGACCAGGCUUUCCUGUUUAUCCUCUCCGCCCAUGCUGCUCAUCUCACACGGCAACAACACAAGCAGGACCAGGAGCAACAACGCAUAGACAGCAUAAUGGAGUCGAUGCAAGCGAUGCAACUUUUUCCCAGAGGAGUGGGCGGAGGUGGCGGCGAGAAAGCAGCUCCUUUAGAGGGUCAGCAGACUCCUCCUCCUAUUCCUCCCAAAGUCCCAACUGUAACUAAACCUCUUCUGCCUCCCAAACCUCAGUUGGGCUGGACCUGUACUCUGUGUACAUUUGUGAACAAGCCAACGCGUCCUGGCUGUGAGAUGUGUGGGCAGGAACGGCCAGAGGAUUAUGAGGUCCCCAACAUUUACCAGCCAGACCAGGAGGAGGUUCUACGAAUUCAGCAGGAAGAGCUGGCCAUGAUGCAGUAUGAACAGGCUCAGCAGGAGGAACGAGAGAAGAACUACCUGCACCUUUUGGAAAUUGAAGAACAGAACCUUAUCCCCAACACCACAGACACGGACUGUCCCAUCUGCUUCUCUCCCCUGCAGCCAGAAGAGGGCAUCGUGCUCAGAGAGUGUCUACACACCUUCUGCAGGGAGUGUCUGAAAGGGACGAUAGUGAACAGUCAGGAUGCUGAGGUGUCCUGUCCUGACUGUGAAUGUGACAGCAAGCUACUGGACCGAGAGAUCAAAGCGCUGCUCACAGAAGAGGAGCACCAGCGGUUUCUGGAGUUGCGUCUGAGCAUCGCAGAAAGCCGCUCAGAGCACAGCUUCCACUGUCAGACUCCCAACUGUCGAGGGUGGUGCAUCUACGAGGAUGAAGUCAACGAGUUCCACUGCGAACUCUGCGACGAAACCAACUGCAUUCUCUGCAGGGCCAUCCACGAGGGUAUGAACUGUAAGGACUACCAGGAUGACCUUCGUAUAAGAGCAGAGAACGACCAGGCGGCUCAGCAAACAAAGCAGAUGCUAGAGAACCUGCUACAGAACGGGGAGGCCAUGAAAUGUCCCAGGUGCGACAUUAUUGUCCAGAAGAAGGACGGCUGCGAUUGGAUCUGCUGUUUGAUGUGCAAGACUGAAAUCUGCUGGGUGACGAAACAAGCUCGCUGGGGUCCCAAUGGCACUGGAGACACAUCUGGUGGCUGUAGAUGCCGAGUCAAUAAUCAGCCUUGUCAUCCCAACUGCCAAAACUGCCACUGAGGCAAGCACACUAAUGAACACAUACAGUACAUGCAGCUGCACGCGCACAGUCUGAAGCAAUUCAGAGUGCAGCCAAUGCUAGCUACAGUUAUUUUGAGUAAUUAAGUAUUUUAUUACUUUCUGCCUUGUCUUCAGUGGUAUAGUGGCAAGACACUGUACAGCCGUUGUCUUGCCACUGGGGCUUCAAUGGUGUGGUAACCGCAGGUGGAAAUGCUACACAGAAGCUAAACAAACUGCCAGCUAUGUCUUCUACAUCUGUGCAGUUGAGGAUACUGACUGUCUGUGCGAUACAGUAAGCUUCGCUGGGAUUGUCUGCUAUAAAAAUACUUUGCUGUUAUAAUAAAAUAAUACUUAAUGUAUUUGAGGAGCCAGCAAUGAUGUUGUUUUCUCUACGUUGGCUUCAGAAAUAUAAUAUUUAAUCUUUCUAAACAAAAAUGCAAGAACAUCCUCAAAUAUAUGAAAAUCCACAGUUAACAACUUCAUAAAUAAGAAAUUUCUUAUCCUAUGUGAAUAAUUCCUGAAGAAUCUGUUGAUUAUUUUUACAACUCAUAAUUCAUAUUGUAAAGCAAAGGUGAUUAACAGAUGAAUCUUAUCACCAUGUACUAACUCAUAAUCAUAAACUGUCAACACUGAACUGAGCCCAAAGUCAUGUCUUCUAACUAAACUGUCAAGUUUUAAGUUGAAACCAGUCUAUGUUUGCUAUUUUUUGCUUGUUAAGUGUCUAAAAUGAUUCAUUUGUAAUCUGAAUUAUAAGAAGUGGAUUUUCUUUCAGUCGACUUAUCAGACUGUGGUGAAGGAUAUUGUUUUAAGAGUUUACAUUGAAUGAAUGUGUUCCUAAUGCAGAACAGGCUGCUCUGAUGCACUUAAUGACUUUGAAGUAUCAGGUUUAAAACAUGUCAGGUGGGACAAAUAAUGAUGCUGUAUUACUGGCAGGUGGUAGUUUAUCUGUAUUUAUCUGUAGUUUUUAAGUGUUCAUAACUCGAGGAAUAUAAAAAAUAAUUAUAUGUAUGUGUAUUGCAUAUACAAUAUAUCUAAUUUCUUGUAUGUGUAAUUUUUGGUGGGUUCAACUUAAAUUAAAUCACCAGUCCAUUUGU